CGUGGCGUUUGCUGAUGUGUUUAGAUUUCCCUUGGACUUCCCACAGUUACGCUGUUACCUGAUAACUGUCAUUUCUGCUUUACUUGAUCUCAUUUUUUUGCCCCACACAUUACUAACACCACUGGGCAGUAUUUCCUUUAGCGGAUCAAGAUGAGGCGCCCCGGUUUGGGUGAAGGAGGCUCUGGGAAUUAUGUGGCAAGUGGAUACAGUAUGCAUGAAGAGGAAAAUGAACAUCUACAGGAGGGACUGAGAGCCAAAGUCAACGCUUUGAAAAGUCUGUCUAUUGACAUUGGAACGGAAGUGAAAUACCAGAAUAAAAUGCUGGAUGAUAUGGAUACAGACUUUGACUCAACAGGCGGCCUGCUUGGCGCCACCAUUGGUAGAGUGAAGCAGCUAUCCAGAGGCAGUCAGACCAAACUUUUGUGCUACAUGCUCCUCUUCUGCUUUUUCGUCUUCUUCAUCCUGUACUGGUUCAUCAAGCUGAGGUGAUAAGAGGAUCCUCCUGGAUUUGGCCCUUUUAACUUCACAUCUUCCUCCCCAGUCUAUGCCAUGCUGAUGUAUCUCAAAACUAGACCAACAUAACGAUGAUGAGGAAAGGCAGGGAUUUUUGUGUCUCAGCUUUACUGGUUCCUGUGAGCACUUCAUACAAUGACCCCAAAAUCAAAAUUGAGCCAUGAAAGGAAUCUCGCUGAUGCUAUUUGAUGGAGUCCUAACACAUUACAACUUGUGCAAAAGGUCCGAGCUGACUAAUGAUCACGUGAAGGUAUCAUAUAUACCAUAAGUAGACAGUGCCAGUAUUUGUAUGUACAUGAUAUCAGCCCAAUUCACCUGAAUUGAGAAGAUGCAUCAUAACAUUAAACAUAACUGGAGAACAUACUACUGUGUCAAGAAUCUUAAAGCAGUAGUGUGCAUAUUGAAUGGUAAACAGCAACAAAUCUGUGGAUUCCUUUAUCAAACCACUCCUGUGUCAAAAGUGAUUAAGUUAUAGAAUGCUAGCUGAAACAAAUAAUUGUAUUUGCUUUUAAGAAUGAAUGGAAAUAUUACAGCAUUUCUCAUUCAUACAAAUGAUUAAUAGCAGUGUACGUCAUUACCGUUUAAGUUUUGUUGUAAAAAUGUUUUUUAAUGUAAAUAAAGACAUUUUAAGCUCUGAA
Messenger RNA from Seriola dumerili (greater amberjack), 1151 nucleotides. RefSeq names its product Bet1 golgi vesicular membrane trafficking protein (gene bet1). Gene Ontology annotation, biological process: endoplasmic reticulum to Golgi vesicle-mediated transport; vesicle fusion with Golgi apparatus. Bases 151 to 489 code for a protein of 112 amino acids. Gene Ontology annotation, molecular function: SNAP receptor activity. Gene Ontology annotation, cellular component: Golgi trans cisterna; SNARE complex. NCBI's taxonomy places the organism in Eukaryota, Metazoa, Chordata, Actinopteri, Carangiformes, Carangidae. The transcript is spliced from 4 exons. The record is from RefSeq and is a predicted model, not a curated record.